Nematolebias whitei (Rio pearlfish) is the source of this 1422-nucleotide messenger RNA. RefSeq names its product cholinergic receptor, nicotinic, alpha 1 (muscle) (gene chrna1). Gene Ontology annotation, biological process: monoatomic ion transmembrane transport; nervous system process; signal transduction. Gene Ontology annotation, cellular component: synapse; neuron projection; postsynaptic membrane. Bases 94 to 1422 code for a protein of 442 amino acids. The transcript has 11 exons. NCBI's taxonomy places the organism in Eukaryota, Metazoa, Chordata, Actinopteri, Cyprinodontiformes, Rivulidae. The record is from RefSeq and is a predicted model, not a curated record. Gene Ontology annotation, molecular function: transmembrane signaling receptor activity; acetylcholine-gated monoatomic cation-selective channel activity.
GCUUAAUUCUGUCUCGACUCAGUAGACGGGUCACGCUCAGACCUGCUAACAGCUAACUCCAUUUUAUUUUAUUUUCAAUUCUCCUGACAGACAAUGUGUUUGACUAAGGCACAGCUGUUUUUGGUGUGGAUUGUUUCUUUAUAUUACGGUCCGGUCCUGUGUUCAGAGGAUGAGACCCGGCUGGUGAAAACCCUGUUCACAGGUUACAACAAAGUGGUUCGUCCUGUUAAUCACUUCAGUGAUGCUGUGGUGGUCACUGUGGGACUGCAGCUGAUCCAGCUCAUCAGUGUGGAUGAAGUUAACCAAAUUGUGACCAGUAAUGUCCGUCUCAGACAGCAAUGGUUAGAUGUGAACCUGAAGUGGAAUCCAGAUGAUUAUGGAGGCAUCAGAAAGAUCAGAAUCCCAUCAAGUGACAUCUGGAAACCUGACUUAGUGCUCUACAACAAUGCCGAUGGUGAUUUUGCCAUCAUCCAUGAAACUAAGGUCCUGCUGGAACACACCGGGAUGAUAACAUGGAACCCUCCAGCCAUCUAUAAAAGUUACUGUGAGAUUAUUGUUCUCCAUUUCCCGUUUGACCUGCAGAACUGCAGCAUGAAACUGGGCACCUGGACUUAUGAUGGUACACUGGUUGUCAUCAACCCAGACAAUGACCGGCCUGACCUGAGUAAUUUCAUGGAAUCUGGUGAAUGGGUGUUGAAGGACUACAGGAGCUGGAAACACUGGGUUUUCUACACCUGUUGUCCUGAAACUCCAUAUUUGGACAUCACCUACCACUUCCUGAUGCUUCGGCUGCCACUUUACUUUAUUGUCAACGUCAUCAUCCCCUGCAUGCUCUUCUCCUUUCUUACAGGACUUGUCUUCUACCUUCCCACUGAUUCUGGUGAAAAGAUGACACUGUCCAUCUCUGUCCUGCUGUCACUGACUGUUUUCCUACUGGUUAUCGUGGAGCUCAUCCCAUCCACAUCCAGCGCUGUUCCGCUCAUAGGGAAAUACAUGCUUUUCACCAUGGUGUUUGUGAUCGCCUCCAUCAUCAUCACGGUCAUCGUCAUCAACACACACCACCGCUCGCCCAGCACACACACCAUGCCAGCAUGGAUCCGAAAGGUCUUCAUAGAAACUAUUCCCAACAUGAUGUUCUUUUCGACGAUGAAGCGUCCAAGUCAGGAGAUCCGACAGAAGAGACUGUUCCCUACAGACAUGGACAUCUCUGACAUCUCAGGUAACCCCACCCCCACCAGUGUCACCUACAAGUCUCCCAUCAUGAAAAAUCCUGAUGUUCGCAGCGCAAUCGAGGGAGUGAAGUACAUCGCUGAGACCAUGAAAUCUGAUGAGGAAUCAAACAAUAAUGGUGCCUCCACCACCAUCCUUCACUGUAAGGAUGAUAUUGGUCAGUAUGAGAACCCUUCAAAGACCUUUAACUGA